Colletotrichum scovillei is the source of this 1710-nucleotide messenger RNA. RefSeq names its product GMC oxidoreductase. The record is from RefSeq and is a predicted model, not a curated record. The transcript is spliced from 2 exons. The coding region runs from base 1 to 1710 and encodes 569 amino acids. Lineage: Eukaryota; Fungi; Ascomycota; Sordariomycetes; Glomerellales; Glomerellaceae.
AUGGCGAAGCUUCGCAGCUUCAUCUUCUUUCUGAUGAGAUCAGCCGUCGCCAAUACGAAUCUCGCCGCGUUCUGUCACUCUGCUGUUGAGCCAUCGUUGACCUCACUCUCGGAUGAAGGAUAUUUGCAGACUCUCGCAACGACUUCAGCUCCCCAGGAGUCUGAGACCGCUUCGGCCGGAGAAGUCGCGCUAGAAGAGCAGGCAAGCCAGCUGCAGGAUGAUAUAUCGCUCCACCAGAUGUGGGCGAGGCAAAACCUGACGCCACCCGCCGAAGCGUCAAUCCAAGUCACCACCGUCACUGUUGUCCGGACGGUGACUGUCGAGCUUGCUAGCCGAACCGAAGUGAUCUGGGCGCCUCUUCAGCAGACCUUGACUUUCAUCAAUCCCACCCUGGUCUUCGAGACGAAUAUCGUUACCGCGUCGCAACCUCGAAAUAUUGCAGUGAGAGAUGCGGCAGACGCCAUCGCAUCGGAUCAAACGGCGAUUUUCGAAAUAUCCUCGAUCGACACGCACUACCAUGAAGGUGCUGGCCUCUCAUCGCACCCGGCUCCUGUUCGGAGGCAGAUCCCAGGUUCAAUCAAUAGGGCUUCCGUAGUCACCAUCGAGAUCACGACCACAGUAGUGGCGAGCGGCACCAUCGUCCACACUGUCACCAUCUUCGAACCCAUAUUCGUUUCUGUGACGAAGACGCCCAUUCUGACGUCGACGAUCUUUACAACCACGACCCUUCCCAUUGAUGAUGGAGUUUCCACCUCACCUGCGAUUGCAACAUCUCCACGGGCCACUCAGAAGGCCAUCUCCAGCGAUGGCGCUCAGCAGACAGCAUCGCUCACAGGCCCCGAAUCUCCUUCUGUCACGACAACGACGCCAAAACCCCUUGAGCCCCAAGAGCCUUCGGUCGCCCCCAGCACCUUGGACGCGCCUGAGAGCAGUCGAAUCCGCUCAGAACCCGAUACUCCUCGCAGUACCUUUACAUCAUCCUCAGUACUUCCAACUCCAUCGCGGGUGACCAAUGACGGUACUUCAGCAAGGCUUUGGCCCGAAACGAGCAGUAGUUCCUCUUUUAGAUCAACUCUGACGAAGGCUGUUCCACCCUUUACGGAAACUCUUCUUCCUCCGACUGAGCGCAUUGCCAGGCCAUCCUUGAGUCCUGGAGUAAUUGCAGGGGUCGCUGUAGGCGCAACCUUUGCUCUCACAGCUCUGAUCCUGCUAUUGCUCUGCAUACGUCGACAAAGGUCCAAACGCAGGCGACAUCUCCAUUUGAACGAAGACGACCGUGACACGACAUCUGCCAUAGCUGCUACCGCUAUGAAUAAUCAACCGAUGUCUAACGCUCUAGUUUACGAUGGACCUUGUCAAACCCCGCAAACCGAAGGCAGCAGUGGCAAAAGCUCCGAAGAAGAGCAGGUGCGAGUUGUCAUUCAGCCCGUCCACAAGAAAAGAAGCAUGAGCAGCGUGCUCUCGGCCUUGCCAAAGGUCUGGCCUCGACCACCGGGAUAUACUGGUAAGGCGUACAGCUUUUCUGCAGGCGGGAGCGGCGAAACGACUCCAAGAGAGGCUGUAGGAUGGAGCGUUGAGAGUGAGUAUGGAAGCUCGGGCAAUCUGGAUGGAUCGCGAAGUGGAGGAUAUGAGGAAGCCAUUGCCUCGAAAGGGCCGGCAGCAACCCACUCCAGAGCAAAUGACAGAUGCGAGACGGGUUGGAUCAGAUGA